AUGGCCCUUCGCACUACAGAUGCCUUGGAAAACUCCCGCGUGGCCACAGGCCACGCUGCUGCUCCGCCUGGAAGAGUUGUGACUCUGGUUGAAGAUCCUGAGGGGUGUGUAUGGGGUGUUGCUUACAGAUUGCCGGCUGGACAAGAAUGUGAAGUAAAGGCAUACCUGGACUUCAGAGAGAAAGGAGGCUACAGGACCACAACUGUCAUCUUCUAUCCAAAAGACUCGUCCGUAAAACCGUUUGAUGUGCUGUUGUACAUUGGAACUUGUGACAACCCUAACUACCUUGGGCCGGCACCUCUAGAAGAAAUCGCUGAACAGAUUUUUAAUGCCGUUGGUCCUAGCGGAAGGAACACGGAAUACCUGUUUGAACUUGCUAAUUCUAUCAGAAAUCUCGUACCGGAAGAUGCAGAUGAGCAUCUCUUUUCCUUAGAGAAACUAGUAAAGGAACGCCUGGAAAAGCAUCAAAACCUAAACUGUCUAUAA
Pelecanus crispus (Dalmatian pelican) is the source of this 486-nucleotide messenger RNA. NCBI's taxonomy places the organism in Eukaryota, Metazoa, Chordata, Aves, Pelecaniformes, Pelecanidae. The record is from RefSeq and is a predicted model, not a curated record.